AUACAAGUAUGAGACGUUCUUUGUAUUCCGUGUACACGUAGCCAGUGUACGAUACUCAAGAGAGCGAGCAAGAGCAAGGUCUAGAGCGAGUUGACGGUAAGAGCGAGCGAGGAGGCGUUUGACCUCUUUUGACAGGGUUGUUUGUUGACCAAACAUGGUACCGAACGCGGGGGCGCGCAUCAGCAAUCCAUAUCCUCCUCCUCAAAACUACCUUCCUCACCCUCACCUCCAAUCCACCAUUCAAAUACCUAUGUUGGGCUCAAACAUUCAGCCCAACAAGGGCCUCCAAAACCCUCAGCAGCAGGGCCCCCAACAACAGCAAGGCCCGAACCCAUCAGAAAUACCCUUGCCUCCACAGAGCGGUCAAGAUUUCACCCUUUCAAGCGUACUACACUUCCUCCAAACUGAGUGGAGACGAUAUGAACGCGACAGGAAUGAAUGGGAGAUUGAAAGGGCAGAGAUGCGGGCUCGUAUUGCGCUCCUCGAAGGCGAGAGGAGGUCAUUUGACAAUGUCAAGCUGGAUCUCAUGCGUCGUAUCAAGAUGCUCGAGUACGCUCUGAGGGUUGAGCGCAGCUCGAAGCAGUUGGGGCAACCAUCUUCACAAUCUAUUCCACCUGCGAAACUGGCAACAAUACAGUCUCAGUCAGGAGGUGGAAGCCAGAAGGAAGAUACUCUGAGCCACAAGGAUGGGAGCAGCGGGAGUUCACCUCGUAGUGAAGACUCUCCCCUCCCACCCGUUGGACCUGUUGCCAAUGGGUCUUCUGGCGCAGCAAGCAAACAGCAGACGUGGUCAACUACAUGGUCUGGAGCUACGGGUCUUAUGCCUGGUACACUUGGUAAGCCUGCAUUGGGGCGUGAUCCCAAGAGCAGGGCGAGGAGUAGAGAUUAUUUGAAGCAGUGUCUGCAAGAAAUCUCAUAUCUGACUUCGCCACAAGCGAUGAACCCGCUGCCCAACCGUCCUUUGCUCAGCAAUUCUUCAUUACCCGUUGCUCUGCCUAAUGUCCCUUCUUUUGACCAAAUGGCCUUCAAUGGCCGGCCAACGAAGCGGUUGCAAGACGUUGGCAAGGAGUUCCCCUUAGUUAACGGCAUGAGCGUGUUGUCGAAUACCGCCUCAUCAUCGUCUAUUGCUCAACAUGAACGACCAUCUAGUAUCGGUCCGAGCGCAACAUCGGGGCAACAGCAGCAGCAGAGUUCCGAAGGUCUAACACAACCUCCGCAGGAGCAGCAGCAACAUCAGCCACAGUUGGGUCAGCUACCGCCAGCUCCUGAUUCUGUCGGUCAACAGGCGGAAGCAAAGAGGGAGGAAGAUGAAUCGGAGAAGCAACGGCUCACUGCAAUCUUUCGGCCAGACGAAGACUUCAAGGAGAAGCUUCGACUUUCGCACGAGGCGGCAGACAGGGCUAGACUUGAGGCUGGGUCGCUGAGUGGUGCCGCAUCUUGGGAGCAAAGAUCGCAGGGCGACGAGGAGGAGGUAAGGGAUGAGGAGCCUGCGGAUAUGGAGGACGAGGAAGGGACCGAGGUAGGGGAGGGCGAGGAUGCGAAGAUCUGGAAGGCAAAGAGGACUCUUCGGAAUCACCUUGAUGCCGUACGAGCUGUUGCGUUCCAUCCAACCGAGCUAUGUCUCGCGACGGGUGGUGAUGACAGCACAGUGAAAAUAUGGCGGGUCGAUCUAACAGGACUCGCCUCGUCUGCUUCACGGGCAACGACGGAUGUGGAACCUCAACUCACCCUCCGAGGACAUUCGGCUGCGAUCACACGACUCGUGCACGCCCCUUCGAAACAGCUUCUAUACUCUGCAUCGCUUGAUUCUUCCAUUCGGAUAUGGGCGUUGCCCUCUCCUUCACAUACGACCUAUGCUCCUUACGAUGCGACGCGGGCGAGGGGAGAACUCAUCGGGCAUACUGAUGCUGUAUGGGAUCUCGCGCUUGCCCGUGAUGAGAGUACUCUGGUCAGCUGCGGUGCCGAAGGUGCUGUGAAGGUUUGGGACGUGAGUGGGCCAUCAGGAGGCGGUUCUUUGAAGUUGUCAUGGUUGUACGACGGUUUGGAUUCCGAAAACGAUCAGAAUGGCGACUCAACAGAACCCCCUGGCGCUACUGCUGUGGAGGCUAUCAAGACCGACCUUAAGAAAGUCGCCGUGGCCUAUCAGAAUGCAGCUAUCAAGAUCUUUGACAUAGAGACUGGCAAAGAAGUCUCGAAGCUACAAACCGAUAUCGGGGAUGCUUCGAGUCAAGUGAACAGUAUUGUUUCGCACCCAACGAUACCAUUACUUUUCACAGGCCACGAAGAUAAACACAUUCGCAUUUUCGAUAUCGCAACAGGUCAAUGCACGCAUUCUAUGAUUGCUCAUCUAGACGCGGUGACAUGCCUCUCAAUAGACGCCGCUGGCUUUCGUCUUGUGUCGGGAAGUCAUGACUGCUCAGUUCGGUUCUGGGACAUCCUUGACACGAAAGGAUGUGUGCAAGAGAUCACCAGUCAUCGCGAGAAAGCUCGCGAAGGAGUUCUCGCUGUAGAGUUCCACCCGACCCUACCUAUCAUGGCCAGCGCGGGCGCUGAUGGAGUUGUCAAACUCUAUGCAUCGACGUCGUCAUAGUUUUUUCCCUCUAUAACGUCGCAUUAACAAGGGAUACCUCCUUACGUCUUCUUACGAUGUCGGUAUAUAUUUGUGGAUAUGUUUUCUUUUCUCCCUCUCUGUUCACUGCUAUCUGUUUCAAUGAUAGACUUCUCGCAUUUAAUGUCGAUGUUCCAAGGACGUUAUGUCUGCUUUGGCUGUACCUUCCGUCUGAUAUACCUCGUUACGAAACUUAUGACUAUUGACCGUAAUUCAGCCUUCUCACACUCGUUUGCAUAUUCUUUAUAUUAUGUCUAGUGCGAGGAGCGAAGCGAGAACGAACGUGAUAAUGGCUACAGUGGGCGGGUAUCUAUUGAUACAACGGAACAGAUCGUAGAAGAACAAAGGGAAGUCGAAGGUAUGGAUAUAGUAUUAGCAUUCAUUAGGACGUCAGAUUGCUACAAAGGAAG
Molecule: messenger RNA, 3018 nt
Organism: Somion occarium
Lineage: Eukaryota; Fungi; Basidiomycota; Agaricomycetes; Polyporales; Cerrenaceae
Source: the annotation of a GenBank genome assembly